GCUAAAUUACGUUUUAAUUCCAAUCUUUGGCGAGCCGAAAGAAGGCAAUCAACCGACGAUCACUCCAUGGCGUCGACCUCGACCUCGGCACGUGGGCGUCGCCGACCCCGGCGCCCCCGCGCUGCCAAACCCACCACCACCACCACCAACAGCAGCGGCGCUACCUCCACCAGCACCGGCGUCCCCUCUGCCUCCAAGUCCGAGCCGUCCGUCGCGUCCCAGCUCGUGGCCGCCAUCCGCCGCGACGACUUCCCCGCUUUCUCUUCGCUGCUGCAGACGCCCGAGCUGGACGUGAACCGGCGCAUGCCGCAGGGCGACGCGCCGCUGGUGGAGGCCUGUCGCUACGCGCGCCUGGACAUGGUGGCGGCGCUGCUGGCAGCGCCCCAGGCCAGCGCCAACGUGGCCAGCACCAACCGCAGCGCCAACCGCGUGGGGCUCACGCCGCUCGUGGCCGCGUGCAUGGCCCUGGCGCCGCAAGUGGUGGCGCUGCUGCUGGCCCAGUCCCAGAAGAGGGUGAACCUGCUCAAGGCCUACGGGCGCGUGAACGCCGCCACCGUCUGCCUGCUCUUCUGCGUGGCCAACGGCCGCUCGGACGCGCAGAACGACGCAGCGCUGCAGAUCUUGAAGCAGCUGCUGGACUACGAGCAGCAGCGCGGCCAGCUCAAGGCGCUGCUGGACGCCAGGCCCGACAAACUCAACGGCUUGGUGCACGUGGCGGCGGGGCUGGGCAACUGGAAGGCGCUGCAGCUGCUGCGCGGCUUCGGCGCGGACUUUAGUGCCAGAAACGCGGCGGAGCACUCGGCGCUGCACGUGGUGGAGCUCAACGCGUUCCAGGCCAGGUCGCUGCAGUUCUGCGAGCCGCCAAGGCAAGAGGCGGACGCGGGGAGAGGCAAGGGCAGAGGCAGGGGCAAGAAGCAGAGGCAGAAGAAACAGGAGGAAGAGAAGGAGGAGGAACAGCAGCAGGAGCAGCAGAGUGAAGCAGACAAGCAGACGUUUACGCGGUCACGGCCGGACCGUGCUGUUGAAGCUUUCCACGUGACACGGACUGUGCUGGAGCUAACGAAGGAUUCGGGGGUCGGUUCCGUUUUCUCACGUAAGGGCGAUGAAGGUGUUCGGGGUCUUUACAUUAAGUCACUGCUGCUUGCGGAAGUGGGUCUUGUGCCGAUUCUCAACGAAAUUGCUCAGAUGCCGGAUGCACAGAAGGAAAAGGCCGUGUAUACGGACGGACUGAUGUACACCGUGGCCUCUGUGUAUCCACUGUCGGUUAAAAAUGCGAAGGAAUACCAGUCUCUCUGGCGCCGAGCGCUCGACAAGCAAUCGAGCGGCAAUCUGGACGUGAAGACUGCUGCUCUCGGUGAUGAAGAAGAGAAAAAGAGCGUGCCACGAGUGCUGGAGCUAUCUCACGAAGCGUUCAAAAUGAUUUUGAACGGAAUGCUGUCCUACAACAGUCUUUCGAGGCGUGUGAAGGUGUGGAGUCUCAUUUUGAUGCAUUUGCUAGAUCCUUACGCUGAUGGGGCGCCUCUCACUGCCGACAAGCGACCCAUUAUGGAGGAAUGCGGCCAGCUGCAGUUUUUCGAGCGCAUUACGGAAAUGCUCUACCGUUCAGGAACCAAGCUCGCGUUCUGCAUUUUUGAUCGGACGGAUAUUGACGAAGAUGAAAGCUACGACGAAGAAAUCGAGUUCCAUCUACUAAUCUCGCUCGUUGAGCUCUUCCUCCAGUUCUUCGCACCGUACGCUCGUACGAUUCGCUCUGGAGAUAACGCGAAGGAAUUGGGCAUCGGUGAAAGUUUUCAGCAAGCGAUCAAGCCCGUCAAACAGCUAUGGUCUUUGGUGAAUGCGGCGCUGAGAAGCCUGGAUGACGCCAUCGCAACGCCACAGCGUUUUUCGCUGCUCCUUCACCUUCUGCAAGUGUUUGAGCAGCUGGAAGCCGCCUUCGUCGUCGAUGAAAACGCGACGCUUACGAAGUUGUUCAAGAUCAUGGACCGAUUUGUCAAGAAAGAAGCGAAGAAAAAGCGUGUCAAGAUGUUUGUUGCGGAGCAAACACAGCUUUUACAGACGAUUGCUACGUCGUUCCCGAUCCCAAGCACUUUUACUGAUGAAGUUAUCCCACUGAAGAACAGUGUGGAUGUGCUCAUCCGAUCCGAUCCUAAAGUGUUGGGCAUGGACUUGUAUGCGUUCGCGUCGAUUCCAGGGCUCAUCCGCCUUGAGCACAAAGUGGAUUAUCUGGCCAUGCUGGCCGAAGAGCGCAACGGAUCGGUAUCAGUGUCUAUCAGUCGCGCGUCUGAGGCAAACUAUGUGGACUUCAUCCUACAGCAAAUUCUCAGCACGUCGGCGAGCAACCUGAAGGGCGAAAUGAACAUCACGCUGAUCAACGAACCAGGCGUAGGUGUCGGUGUCACGCGCGAGUUUUUCCAGAUUGUCCAAAGGUACUUCUUCUCGACCGGCAACUCGCAAGUCCAAGGUUCCGUUGCCAAGCCAGCACCUCAUGUUCUCGAGAUUGGGGCGCAGUGGCUCCAGCUUGCUCGGUCGCAGAGUCCAAGAAAUGGCAGCUCUAACAAGAAGUGCGGCGACACUGACACGGGGAGUCGGGCGAAACGAGGACGACCGACACGAACUGGCGGUUUUGUCGAGCUGUUCCCCUUGUUUGAGUUCGUGGAUAAGCAGAGGCGAGGUGUGCUUACGAUUGCGCUGCGGCCGGCGUACGUCAGCAAACAGGUCAUUGAAGCUAAACGCAAAGACAAGAGCUUAAGCCUCACGCAGAAGGACUUGCUCGUGGACUCCAACGAGGUGGACGCACUCAAAAAGGUGUAUCUCUGCAUCGGCCGCUUGAUGGGUCUGGCGAUUCGCAACCACCAGCCGCUUGCUGCAGACUUUCCUCUGGUGUUCUGGCGAUUCAUGAUGCGGGACGGUACUUUGUCGUGGGAAGACUAUUGUGAAAACAGCGACAUGUUCAAGCGCAGUCUUCAAUUUGUGCUGGACCAUGAUUUUGAUGCAGAGCCGCUGGACGUGCGGUUCGAAUAUACUAUACACGUUGUGGUCGUCGACGAGGAGGCAGAUGCGAAGCAGAAGGAGCCGCGUGAAGAAUCUACAGCGGCAACGGAAGAUGCUGGUUGUGCUCCCUCGCAUUCUCCCGUAACGACGAGUAUGGAGAUGGAGCUUCAAAAGGGAAUGGGCGAGGUGGAAGUGACGAACGCCAACAAGGCGCAGUACGUCUUGCUGCGUGCCCAGCAGCACUUCUUCGGCAACGAACUGGUCUACUACCAGAAAAUCCGUGACGGCUUUGCCGACACGAUUGUAAAAUCGGACCUGAAGCUUUUUCGCUCGGAGGAACUGCGUCGUUUGGUGCGUGGCGAGCGCACGAUCGAUUUUGAAGGACUGAAGAAAAACGUCAUCUACUCGCGAGGAAUGUCGCCGUCGCGUGGAGUUAUCCAGCACUUCUGGGAAAUUGCCGAGAGCUUCGACCAAGAGACCCGCUCGAAGCUGCUUACUUUCUGGUCAGGCUCGCCGUUGCCUCCUGUUUUCGGCUUUGAGUCCAAGUAUCGCUCCAUGAAUGCGGAUACUGCGUGCUGGUACAUCGACGUGGACACGCGGAUGCAGGCGAGCUUCUGCCCCAUGGCCAAUACCUGUGACCGCCGCUUGAUCCUCCCGGACUAUCCGACAAGUGCUGCUCUCAAGGAGAAACUAUUGGUAGCGUUGGAGCACGGGAGCGUCGGCUACGACCGCAUGUAG
Messenger RNA from Phytophthora sojae, 3729 nucleotides. RefSeq lists its product as hypothetical. The transcript has 8 exons. NCBI's taxonomy places the organism in Eukaryota, Oomycota, Peronosporomycetes, Peronosporales, Peronosporaceae. Gene Ontology annotation, molecular function: ubiquitin-protein transferase activity. The coding region runs from base 67 to 3729 and encodes 1220 amino acids. The record is from RefSeq and is a predicted model, not a curated record.